UUGCAGGUGGUGAACGGCGGAACUGGAACGGUCAAGUUAUCGUAAUGGUUGACGCUAUUGACGCUAUUGAUGUAUCCAGUCUUCCAUCUGACGUACGUGAACGCCUUGCUCAGCUUGAUUUAGAGUUAUCAGAAGGCGACAUCACACAAAAAGGAUAUGACAAAAAAAGACAAUUAUUAUUGGGACCUUAUUUGCGGAUUAAAAGAGAUGGUAAUAAGGCGACUUCAAGUCCAAGUACUAGGGCACAAAGAAAACAUCAGCGACGUCUUACGCGUGAUGAAUCACGUUUUCAUUCUGAAAUACAUGUUGAAGCAGUGCAACAGGCACUGGCCGAAUAUUCUGAAGGGAAAAAGGAAAAGCCGAACAUUUUACCGCCCAUAAAACGACGUGGCACUGAGAUAAAACGAGAAAGACAUCGAGCGUCUGAUAGCAGUUCCGAGGAUGAUAGUAUGUUCGGUAGUACUGAUCGCAGCAAAGGUACGUCAUCAACACUAUCAUUAAAUGAACAACAGAAGAAAAGUUUAACUAAUGGUUCCCAAAAGUCAGAUGCUUCAUCUUUUCCUCCACCUCCUGAUAUUACAGCGACUGCUGUGGCAAAUGGUGCUGCAGUGCGAAAAGUAUUCCAGGAUCGGAGAAAACAAAGAAUUAAUGAUGAUGAUUGGCAGGAGAGGAAGGUUAUAAGCGAAAAUGAGCGAAAUGCCAUGAAAAAAGUGACGGGCGCAGAGGAAACUAUAUUUAAUUCUGAUGUCAUUUAUGCAAAUGACGUUGCAGAAAGUGGCAUAGCGAUAACAAAUGUAAACAACCAAGAUUAUCAGAACGCAGUUGUACUUUCUUCGUUGUCAGCUCUGAAACCGGUCAAAGUUUCGUUGAAAAUCCAACAGUUAGUACACUCAUUGCAGAGACCGAAGAAAAAGCCGCUCCAUGAAUACUAUAACGAUGACGAUGCGGAAUUAGAAGCAUUAGCUCGGGUUAUUGAUCCAUCGGCACCGCGUCCAGAAGGUCCUAUGAUCUGUCCAGCACGUGGUGAUCAUGCAUCCGUAUCAACAAGUUUACCACGUUCUAUUGAUUCUGCAUUGCAUAAGUAUGGUACGUCACAACCAAGAAUGGUAGCCGCUGUUGUACUGGAUCAUUCUGCCCGACCGGCUUACUCACUAACAUACGGCAAACUUUUAAGUCGUGCUACAAAAGUUGCCCAUAUGUUGUUAACUAAACUUGUUCCUGGCAUAGUUGGCAAGGAAAAGGUUCAAUUAUGUAAAAGUGGCGAUCGAGUAGCUUUGGUUUAUCCGAAUACGGAACCUCUUUCAUUUUUGGUCGCUUUCUACGGGUGUAUUCUAGCUGGAAUUAUUCCAGUACCGGUCGAAGUGCCACUUACCAGACGGGAUGCGGGUAUCCAACAACUUGGCUUUUUGCUUGGGAGUUGUGGUGUGAAGGUAGCUCUUACAUCUGAUGCAUGUUACAAGGGCCUACCAAAACGUUCAUCAAGUAAUCAGAGCUAUUCUAAUUCUAGUGCUCCGUUAAUACCUGGUAGUGAAAUUAUUGAUUUCAAGGGAUGGCCACGACUUGUUUGGCUUACAACUGAACAUUUGAGUAAGCCACCGAGAGAUUGGUCAAUACCACCACGAGUUACAGAUGAUUCUGUUGCGUAUAUUGAGUAUACAACAGAUAAGGAAGGUAGUGUGAAAGGUGUAUGCAUAACUCGGCAGGCUUUACUCUCGCAUUGCAGAUCUUUAACAAUGGCAAUGGAUUAUUCGGAAUCAGAUACGAUGGUAUCAGUUCUUGAUUUCAAACGUGAAGCAGGCUUGUGGCAUUCCAUUUUAGCGAGUGUAUUUUCUGGUUUACGUGUUAUUUUUGUUCCAUAUUCAUUGAUGAAAAUCAAUCCGGCAUCGUGGAUGUUGAUGGUUACAAAAUAUCAAGCAAAAACAGCUUUGGUGAAAUCACGUGAUUUACAUUGGGGUUUAUUGGCAACUCGUGAUCAUAAAGAAAUCAAUUUAUCGUCACUACGUUCAAUUCUGGUAGCUGAUGGAGCAAAUCCAUGGUCUUUAUCGUCAUGUGAUCAGUUUGCUUCUAUUUUCAAGUCACGUGGCUUAAGACCCGAUGCAGUUUGUCCGUGUGCAGGCUCUUCUGAAACUGGUACAGUAUCGCUGCGUAAGGUUUGGCCUUGUGUAGAUGAAAGUGUUCAUAAUUCUGGCCGUGGUGUCCUGUCGAUGUCUGCUUUGAGCCAUUCGGUAGUUCGUGUGGAUCAAGAAAAUUCACUGACAUCGUUAACUUUACAGGAUGCUGGUCAAGUUAUUACUGGUGGUGUUGUUGUUGUUGUUAAACUUUCUGGGCCACCGCGAUUGUGUAUGGCUGAUGAAAUUGGUGAAAUUUGUUUGUAUGCACAUAGCACAGGUUCUGCUUAUUGGGGAUUGGAUGGUUUAUCAACCAGUACUUUCAAGGUGGAACCAUUGGGUAACGAUGACAAGUCAUUGGGACCGGUGCCGUAUGUUCGAAGCGGAUUGCUUGGAUUUCUUGGGCCGAAUGGUUUGGUUUUUGUGGUAGGUAAUCGUAAUUCGCAGAUGUAUGUAUCCGGUCGACAACAUAGUGCUGAUGAUUUGAUUGCUACAGCACUGGCUGUAGAACCAAUGAAAUUUAUUUAUCGAGGGAGGAUUGCUGUAUUUUCUGUAAAUGUUUUGCGCGAUGAACGGAUAUGCAUCAUAGCUGAGCAAAAACCUGGUGUAUCUGAGGAAGAUUCUUUCAGUUGGAUGAGUCGAGUAUUACAAGCAAUCGAUAGCAUUCAUCAAGUGGGAAUUUAUUGUUUGGCUCUUGUGCCGUCCAAUCAGUUACCAAAAACACCAUUAGGUGGUAUUCAUGUAUCGGAAACACGGCAGCGAUUUAUAGAAGGCGUUUUGCAUCCAACAACACUUCUGAUGUGUCCCCAUACUUGUGUAAUAAAUUUACCGAAACCUCGGGAACAGCAGUCGGAUGUUGGACCAGCAGCUAUGUUUGUUGGUAAUAUUGUUCAGGGUGUACGGAUUGCUGCUGCUAAGGGGAGGCAAAUUAAUGCGGAUGACGAAAAGGUAACUAGUUUGAUGGAAGUCUUACGGCAACGUUCACAAACAUCUCCUGAUCACGUACUAUUCACGCUGAUAAAUUCACGUGGAACGGAGACGGAAAGUAUAACUUGUGCACAACUGCUGAAAAGGGCGGAACGAAUUGGUUCGAUGUUAACUGAUAAAGGAAGGCUGAAUCCAGGCGAACACGUGGCUUUGAUUUUUCCACCUGGUAUUGAUUUGAUUGCAGCUUUUUAUGGAUGCCAAGCAGCAGGACUGGUACCCGUUUGUGUACGACCACCACAUCCUCAUAACCUGCAAAUAACUUUACCGACAGUACGAAUGAUUGUGGAUGUUUCAAAAGCAGUUGCAGUGAUCUCAACUUCAUCUUUAAUUAAGCUACUUAAAUGCAAAGAAGCUUCCUUGAGGGUUGAUGCAAAGGCAUGGCCUACGAUUUUGGAUGUGGAUGAUCUUCCAUCACUUAGCAAGAAAAAGUGGGAAUCUGAGUGUUUUGAGAGAAAAGCAACCGAUGUUUGUUAUCUGGAUUUCUCAGUAAGUACUACAGGACAGCUAGCGGGGAUUGUUAUCAGUAUUGCUAGUGCUACAGCAUUAUGUAGGAGCUUAAAAGUAGCCUGUGAAUUAUAUCCGUCACGACAUAUCACUUUGUGCCUUGAUCCAUAUUGCGGUCUGGGAUUAACACUUUGGUGUCUGUCUGGUGUCUAUUCCGGUCACCAUUCAUUGUUAAUUCCGCCAGCAGAAGUUGAGCAAAAUGCUGCCUUAUGGUUGACAGCAGUUUCACAACGAAAAGUUCGUGAUACGUUUUGUUCUUAUGGGGUAAUGGAAUUAUGUGUUCGGGAAUUAGCACCUCAAAUUUCUCUUCUGAAAGAGAAGGGUGUUUCACUUUCAUGCGUUCGUACGUGUGUUGUGGUUGCAGAGGAAAGGCCACGAGUUACUUUAUGUGCUGCAUUUUCUAAGCUCUUUGCACCUUUGGGUCUUAAUUCACGUGCAGUAUCUACAUCAUUUGGUUGUCGGGUUAACACAGCAAUCUGUAUGCAAGGAGCAGCGAGUCCGGAUCCGGCAACAGUAUACGUUGAUGCACGAGCAUUACAUAAUGAUCGUGUAACGCUUGUUGAAAAGGGUGCACCACAUAGCAUAGCAUUAAUGGAAAGUGGAAAGUUGUUACCCGGUGUGGAAGUGGUAAUUGCAAACCCGGAAACUAGAGGUCAGUGUGCCGAUUCACAUCUGGGUGAAAUUUGGGUUGCAUGUUCACAUAAUGCAGUUGGUUAUUUCACAUUAUACGGUGAAGAAGCAUCAUUGCAUACUGACCACUUUAAUGCAAGGUUAACAACUGGUGACACUCUUAAACGUUUUGCACGUACGGGUUAUUUGGGUUUUCUUCGGCGGACACAAUCCAUAACGGCUGAUGGAGAGUUACACGAUGCAGUAUUUGUUGUUGGUGCAUUGGAUGAAGCACUGAUGUUACGCGGAAUGAGAUACCAUCCGGUGGAUAUCGAAGCAACCGUAAUACGAGCUCAUCGCAAAAUUUCUGAAUGUGCCGUAUUCACAUGGACGCAUCUUUUGGUUGUAGUUGCCGAAACUGAAAGUGCGGAAUCAGAAGCGUUAGAUUUAGUACCAGCUAUAACAUCUGCUGUACUGGAAGAGCAUCAUUUGAUUGUGGGUGUUGUGGUAAUUGUUGAUCCUGGCGUGGUACCAAUAAAUAGUCGAGGAGAAAAGCAACGGAUGCAUUUACGGGAUGCUUUCUUAAAAGAUAUGCUUGAUCCCAUUUAUGUCGCUUACAACAUGUAA
Loa loa (African eye worm) is the source of this 4835-nucleotide messenger RNA. RefSeq names its product Dip2a protein. The record is from RefSeq and is a predicted model, not a curated record. Lineage: Eukaryota; Metazoa; Nematoda; Chromadorea; Rhabditida; Onchocercidae. The transcript has 37 exons. Bases 45 to 4835 code for a protein of 1596 amino acids.